Thelazia callipaeda (thelaziosis nematode) is the source of this 2385-nucleotide messenger RNA. NCBI's taxonomy places the organism in Eukaryota, Metazoa, Nematoda, Chromadorea, Rhabditida, Thelaziidae. The record is from the annotation of a GenBank genome assembly.
AUGUCACAUUCAUCCACUGGUGGCAGAGCUAUGCGUCGUUGUGUAGAUUCUUCACUUCCUAGCAAAGAUAAGGCAGCUGCUCUGUUCGACUCCGUAUUUGCCAAUCAACCAAAGCCGUCUACUUCGCUGAACAGAUCUGAUUGUCAACGACCAUCUGGGUUCACUUCUUUGAAAUGUGAUCAAACGCAGAGUAAGAAGGGCGCAUCAAAUCUACCGUGUGCUCCGUUUCAUUCAUCUACUGUUGCCAUUCCACAUUUUGCUGAAUCUAGCAAAAGCGACAUGGAUGCAAGUAAUGGUGAUAAGAUAAUAGGACGUCGUUCGUCUACGCAUUUACCGAGUGUUGCUAUAUCGCAGUCAACAUCAUUUAUCAAAAAGUCUAUUGGAUCAGAAGGAAUUCGAGAAAAAACUGAAACUUUUGUGAGUGAAUCAAAAAGUAAACGUACAGAUAUCUUUUCUUUUGAGAUGGAGGAGGAGGAAGAUAAUGAUGAUGCAAAAGACACUAAUAAAAUGGGGCCUCAGGCGAAGCGUUUGAAACCAGAAGAAGAAUGUAUAGGUGCACAAGAAGUAAAAAAUUCCGGAAGUAGUCAUGCGCUGGCUGUCAAAGCUUCAUACAGGCACAAGUGGUUGUUGGACGAUGAUGAAGAUAAAGACGAUUUUGCAUCACAUGUAAAACGAAAGGAUGCAGAUAAUGACGCGAGUGUUGCGAUAAUUCAGAACACUGUAUCAAACGUAUCAAACCAGGCAGAGAGGAGUGCUCUUGGUCGUAUUUGGAUCCCAGAUGUUAAAGAAGCACAUGAGUGCUUAAAAUCUGGUGAAGAAGAUGAUUUUGUUCAAGAUGUAAAUUAUAUUUUUGGUACUCUCUUAGACCCGUCAUCAUCAAACAAAUUGAAGUGUCUAAGUGUCAUUACUCUACUCAAGAAGUGCGUUUCGUCUGAGUUCCGGGGGUUUUUUCGCUCUAAUAAUUUGCUUAAUCGUACGCUCAAAGCAAUUCCAGAUCUAUCAAAAAUACCGGGCUUGGCACUAUGCAUUUCGGCAGUCGUUUAUUUGCUUUCUCGAGAUAGCACUUCCGUAUUUGUAGACGAACCAUCUCUACGUUUGUUCAGUCAGCUCUUGAAAAUGGAGCAACAAAAUUUACCUGUUGAAUCUAUCGGUUAUCCGAAACUAAUAAUGGAUACUCUAAAAGAUUGGUUGAAUAAAUCUUUUUCAAAUGUAGACGCAAUAAAAGUUCAAUUCGACAUCACAGAGGAAACUUUGACUCCCUCAUUUUUAAUUCUGGAAUCACUUGUUUACAUAUGUGCUCGGAAACAUCGGGAACAUUUGGUUCAAAAUGAACUUUUAAAUGUAGGCAUCUUACAAUGGAUCGUUUAUAAAAUUGAUAAAAUGGUGCUACGUUUAUCAUAUGAGAAAAUAUCGGAGAAGGAAAUGCUUUUAUGUUUGAAAGUACUUGAACGAUGUUUUAGAGUACUGGAAUCGGCUACAGUCUGUAAUGAGAAGAAUGGAGCAUAUCUAAUCAGUCAUCGUGGUAGCUCUCUCGUACAUUCUUGUGGAAGGCUUAUAGUGUUGUUGUAUCAUGGAUUAGAACGUUUAGGAGAUAGUGCAGAUGAAUUAAAGGAGCAAAAUAUUACAUGCUUAAAUCGAAUGGUUGGAGUAUUGAUGAGUUUAUCGUACGAGAAUGAAACCGAAAUUGCAGAACUAUGUAGCUCGAAACUUGGCCAAAUAAAUGAUUUUCUUUUACUCUGCGUUUCCUGCUUCACCUGCUUGGUGCCAAAAUAUGUUCGUAAAGAGAAGCAAUUUGAUCUCAUUGUAAUGCUUUGUAGUCUGUUAGUCAAUCUUCUUGAGCGAUGUAAUUCCAAUAGACGGAAGGUUAUUGCGCUGACAGUUCCAGUUUAUGAUUCUGUGUGUCAAAUCGAGAAACAGGAGCCAACACUGAAAGCCCUUUCACAGCUUUUUGCUCAUCAUGAAUCUUUGGCACGUUCAAUCGAUGAGGAAUUAGAUAACGAUCUCGUAAUUGAAGAUGCGCCUACUGAUGAUACUGAUGAAGGAGCAAGAGAGGAUGCUGUAAGUGAUGGGCGUUUGCAUCGACUUCCUGCAGAAUUAUCGGAAGAUGAAAUGGUGGAGACUGUUCAGAAUGCGAUGAAUAAGGCUAGUACACAUAUGGAAGAUUCGGUUCUAGCAUCAUAUUUUGCACUUUUAAUCGGAUGUUUGCUUCUACAAAAUGAGGAGUGGGUGGACACUGUAAAAACUGAAAUGAAAAAUGGAAAGUUAAUUCCGCUCAUCGAACAGCUUCAGCGUUUUUUAGAUUUCAUUAAAUUGACAGAUGGAAAGAAAUCACACGUCCGUUUCAUGGAACGCAUUAUUGAUUUGUUAGAUACAUUGGACAAUUAA